GCAGUGCGCCAGUCACAGGUGCUCCCAGGCAGCUCCAGGGUUGUGUUGUCCCGUGCACUGUGCUUUAUUGGUAAUCCUGGCUACUUGUGUGAAGUCCUUGCCCUGCCGGGAUGGCGAGGGGCGGUGGAGCAGAAGGGAACGGGCUUUGUCCCCCCGCCCAGCCCGGGGGCGGUGCGGCACGGCCGGAGAUCCCAACGCCGCCACCAGCGCAGCCCUCGCUCCUCAUCCAGCAUCCAGGGGGUGCAGAGCCGUCGCUCGGCGCUCGCAGGCUCCCGGUGCCAUGCGGGGCCUGCUGCUCUGGGGGGGCUGGCUGUUGGCCACCAGCUGCCUGGUGGGUGCCACGGGCAGCUGCCGGCACCGCUGCUGCCCGGGCAGGAACAACGCGUGCUGGGCCCCCGCCGCCCGCCGGGCUCGCUGCUACUGCGACUCGUACUGCCAGAGGACGGGAGAUUGCUGCCAGGACUACCACGCCACGUGCCGCCGCGCCGCCGUGAGCUGCUCGGUGGGGCCCUGGGGGCCGUGGAGUGGGUGCAGCUCCCCGUGUGGGGUCGGCAGCAGGGCCCGCAGCCGCCAGGUCACCGUCCCGCCCCGGCACGGAGGGGAGCCCUGUCCUGACCUCAAGCAGCGCCGCGGCUGCCUGGGGGAGCACCCGACCUGCGGGACGGCCAAAGAGGUAGCCAAGAUACUCCCCAAGUCCUUCAGCUGGGACUUCAGGGAUCCCUGGCGAAGAGCUGGGCUGCCACUGCUGGAGGAGCCCUCUGGCUCCCCCCUCCCCAGCUACUGCGGCUAUUUCCGCCUGACGCAGGUAGGACCCCCCUGCCGUGGGCAAGGCUGGAGCCGCCGGCUUCACCGGGACAAGCGGGUGUGUGUGGAAUGCUGGGGGGGCGUGUCCCACCACCGUCCCCACUGCACUGGACAUGGGCUGCAAGGAGCCAGGACAUUCUGGGUGGCUGCCUCUGUGGUGGGGUGUCAGGGCUCGUGGGUGCAGGAGGGGCUGCAGGAGGAUUGUGUCUGCUCCCCACCCGCUCUCAUCUUCGUGUAGGAUCUCCCUGGGAAGGUUUGCUGCUCACCCUUGGAUCUGACUCCCCGUGUUUACCAUUAAAUACUUUGUUGAAGAACGGGAAGAAAAUCCUUCUUAUAAAGAUUAAAAAUAAGGGAAUUGCUAAAGCGUGGUGAUUAAUGGUAGGAGAACAUCACAAUGAGGUUAAAUGUGGGUGAGAAGAUGAUACAGCAGUGAGAUGAUGUCAUGCUCAGCCAUGACAUCAUGCCAUGCAAUCAGCUGUCACUGGCAAGCAACAUGAGGAUGGAGCGUCCUUCAUGUGUGUGAGAUCACUCCCUGGGGUGAAUGUUGGAUGAGCUGGGCAGGGUGACUCAGCUUCGUGCUGUGGUUUGCAGACAGGGAUGAAACAGAGACACCCAAAACCUGCAUGUGGGUGAUGGUGCCAGAAGGCGUCCAGUUCCAGCUGUGGGGCUCAGCAGCUCCCACUGGAGGGAACGAGGCUGAACUGGGUGGUGCUGGUGGG
This is a messenger RNA of Empidonax traillii (willow flycatcher), 1523 nucleotides long. RefSeq names its product somatomedin-B and thrombospondin type-1 domain-containing protein-like. The record is from RefSeq and is a predicted model, not a curated record. The transcript is spliced from 6 exons. The coding region runs from base 281 to 1042 and encodes 253 amino acids. Lineage: Eukaryota; Metazoa; Chordata; Aves; Passeriformes; Tyrannidae.